Syngnathus acus (greater pipefish) is the source of this 1901-nucleotide messenger RNA. RefSeq names its product transcription elongation factor A N-terminal and central domain-containing protein. The transcript is spliced from 2 exons. Gene Ontology annotation, biological process: DNA-templated transcription. The coding region runs from base 389 to 994 and encodes 201 amino acids. Gene Ontology annotation, cellular component: nucleus. NCBI's taxonomy places the organism in Eukaryota, Metazoa, Chordata, Actinopteri, Syngnathiformes, Syngnathidae. The record is from RefSeq and is a predicted model, not a curated record.
GAGAUCAUUUAUAGUUGGUGUUAUUCCUCCUUCACACCAAUAGGUGACGGUAAUGUGACUUAAAUGGCAUUUGCUAAUCAAAACCAAACGAAGAAGAAUUUGUCGGACGGUUUUCGAGACGACAGCACUAUCUUGCGGCCAACAUGUGUAGCGCCCUUGUUUACACUCAACAUGGCCGCUCCGCUCCGGACAAUCAUUCCGUUUGUUGACUUUUGUUUUCGAUCCGAAGGAGUUCAGGAAGUCGAAGGAGUUCAGGUGCGAUGUCAUCGCCAAAGUUCUCAACAGGUUCCUUGAAAGCAGCUCUGGGCAAACAGCACGACAGGAGUUCACCAGGACCUGAAAAAAUAUUCUCACUCUGCACUUUGAGUUGAAGUCCUUCUAACACUGAAUGGCAGAAGACUCGAGUGGUGCUCCUUCAGAGCAAGAGGCCUCCUGCUCUUCCUUGGCCGGAGAUAAUCGCACAGAUGACGCUACAGCCGCUUUGAGGUCCAAAUGCGUUGAGCUGCUCAUCUCCGCUCUCAGCCCUGACCACUCGGAGCUGGCUGCGCAGGUGGAGCGGCACAUCCACCGCAUCCACGCCCGCAAUCCGCUCAAAUACAAAGCCUGCGUGAGAAGCAAAGUAGCCAACUUGAAGAACCCGAAAAACAGCCAUCUGCACAUGGGCCUGAUGAGCGGCUCCCUGACGCCCGAGGGCUUGGCCCGCAUGUCGGCGGAGGAGAUGGCCUGCGCCGAGCUCCGGCGAUUGAGGGAGGAGUACUCGUCUGGUGGGGUUAGCGAGCGGCAGCUUCCUCACGGGGUGGAAGGGACGGAGACGCGGCGGCUCCGCUGCCAGCGCUGCGGCGGCUCCGACUGCAGGGUGACGCAGGUGAACCGCGGGACGCUCUUCCUGCCGGCGUGGGUGCGGCGGGCAGGCCCCGAUGACCAGGCCAUGACCUUUGUGACUUGCCGCACUUGUGGACAGCAGUGGUACCACAGCGGCUGGCUCUGCCUCUGAUCUUUGCUUGCUAUUCACCCUGUGGCCAUGUGAAGGAAGCCCUUUUUGUGAUUAAGGACUAUAUAUGAAGAAAGAAAGAAAGAAAGAGAAAAAAACAACAACUUUUUUUUAUACUUGAGCGAACUUCUCGUACAGUUUUGAACUGUUGUCGUCAUUGUUUGUGUGGCAAGUCACAUUGUUCUCAAUAUUGAUAAGCAGUUUUAAAUCGCUUUUAGGAUGUGGCCUCAGUUGUUGUGAGUGGCCUUUGACCUCUUGGCUGAUAUGAUGGAAAAUGGAUGGAAAUUGGAAUCAUGUAUUUUAUUGCAUGUUUUGGAAAAAAAAAAAUUGGGGGGAGAAAACCCACACAGCACAACUUGAUUCAAACCUGGACCCUCGGAACUGUGAAACAAAUGUGCUAGCCGCUAGUGUACCGUGCUGCCUGACGGGCACAAAUAUUUGAAAAUGUUUUGAAUAACUAAAACCCUGGCUGCAUCACCAGAGCGUCUCAUGUGAUCAGGCAUGUGAAGCUCAUAAGAAAUGCUUGACAUGUGAAUCUUUCAACGUGAAACAGCCUGAGGUCCAGUCAACGCACACGCACGCACACACACACUAGGGAUCUAUUGCUAAUUACAGAAAUGAGCAUCUUUUUUACUAAUUUUACUUUUAUGUGUAUAACAUGGCAUUCUGUUUUUUUUUUUAUUAUUACCUUUCAAAACAAUUGAGCUUCUUCAAACCAGUAGGCCUGAGCAUCCCCACGUCAAGCAGUGUAAUCUUGAAGAUAACACUUCCAGAUUGUGAGGCCGGUGGAAUCUGGUCAGUGUCCAUUCUGCUAUUUUGGGAACUGUUGAUAAAACGAAUUUCACCCUACUGAAGUCAAGUUUCAGUGCCGCCGCAUAUGUGAAUCCUUGUAUAAAAUCUGGAUUCCUGA